Camelina sativa (false flax) is the source of this 693-nucleotide messenger RNA. NCBI's taxonomy places the organism in Eukaryota, Viridiplantae, Streptophyta, Magnoliopsida, Brassicales, Brassicaceae. The record is from RefSeq and is a predicted model, not a curated record.
AUGUCAACCCAUUUUCAAGCUCCCAUAACCAUUAACCCUAAACCUAAUCCAACCAAAGGAGAACAAGAAGCUGAAGAAGAGGCAAGCUUGCUAGCGAGGAGGCUCUCGAAUGGAGCUUCCUUGCCCAUGGUUCUUAAAGCCGCCUUGGAACUCGGCGUGAUCGACACCAUGGUCACCGUAGGCGACAGCUUGUGGCUCUCACCUUCUGAGAUUGCACAAAGACUCCCAAUCAAACCGAGCAACCCGGAGGCUCCAGUUUUGCUAGACCGGAUGCUGCGAUUUCUUGCUAGCUAUUUGGUUUUCAAAUGCCGUUCCAUUGUAGCAGAAGAGAACGGUCAAACCGGAAAAGUCGAGAGGGUGACACAUCUCAAAGAUUUGAUACUAGAAGGAAAAGAUGCAUUUAGUUCUGCCCAUGGGAUGAAACUAUUCGAAUACAUCGAAACCAAUGAGGGAUUUGGUAAAGUGUUCAACCGGGCUAUGUUGGAAUCUUCCACCAUGGUUAUGGAGAAGGUUCUUAGGGAUUAUGAAGGAUUCACAGAUGUGAAGACUUUGGUGGAUGUUGGGGGAGGACUUGGUAGCACACUAGUCCUCAUCACUUCCAAGUAUCCUCAUCUUGUUGGUAUCAAUUUCGAUUUAGCUGUGGUGUUAGCCAAUGCUCCUUCUUAUCCCGGUAUGAACCAUGUGAUUAUUUAA